UUUUGUGUCUGAAGCUUGUGGAAAAAAAAAAAAAAACUCUUCCUUCCCUUUUUUCUUCUUCAUUUACCUCUCAAAAUCCAAUACCCAGAAAAAGGGAAAACAACGAAAAUGUCUUCUCCAAGCAAACGUCGAGAGAUGGAUUUGAUGAAACUGAUGAUGAGUGACUACAAGGUGGAGAUGAUCAAUGAUGGCAUGCAGGAGUUCUAUGUGGAAUUCAAUGGACCAAAAGACAGUCCUUAUCAGGGAGGUUUGUGGAAGAUAAGGGUGGAGCUUCCAGAUGCAUAUCCUUAUAAAUCUCCAUCUAUUGGCUUUGUAAACAAGAUCUACCACCCAAAUGUUGAUGAAAUGUCUGGUUCAGUCUGUUUGGAUGUUAUCAAUCAGACUUGGAGCCCUAUGUUUGAUCUGGUGAAUGUAUUUGAAGUGUUUCUUCCUCAACUUCUUCUGUAUCCCAACCCAUCAGAUCCAUUGAAUGGUGAAGCUGCUGCACUAAUGAUGCGGGACCGCGCUGCUUAUGAACAAAGAGUGAAAGAGUACUGUGAGAAACAUGCCAAGCCAGAGGAUGUUGGAACAGCUGGGAAAGAAGAGUCAAGUGAUGAGGAGCUGAGUGAAGAUGGUGAAUACGCUUCAGAUGAUGAUGAGACAAUUCCUGGAAACCCUGAUCCCUAAGUGCAUGAUGCACCAUAUAAGAAUCCUGUCUGUGUUGUACAUGAUAUUCGGUUCAAGGAAAAUUGAAACUUGACAAAACUGGUGGCUUAUGGAAAAGCUCUCAUCUGUGCCACCCUCUUUGUCUGUUUUAUUUUUCCAUGGAUGAUGUGUAAAUCAAUCCACUCUGGUUGAAUUAUUCAUUCACUGUUGAGGACCAAAGCUCAUGCUCUUGACAUGCAAGCAUAACUUAAUGCAUUAAACAUUAUCAUCGAUG
This is a messenger RNA of Rubroshorea leprosula, 919 nucleotides long. The record is from the annotation of a GenBank genome assembly. Lineage: Eukaryota; Viridiplantae; Streptophyta; Magnoliopsida; Malvales; Dipterocarpaceae.